Pelodiscus sinensis (Chinese soft-shelled turtle) is the source of this 1186-nucleotide messenger RNA. NCBI's taxonomy places the organism in Eukaryota, Metazoa, Chordata, Testudines, Trionychidae. The record is from RefSeq and is a predicted model, not a curated record.
UGAGGGGAGUAAAGCAUGGGAAUUUUUUUUAACUGGUCUUGCCUAAAUCAUGCACUAUUGGGAAGUAAGAAGACUUUGAUUAACAUAACAACAUUUUUAUUUUUAAUAUACAUUUUAGAAGACAAAACUGACCUUGAAAACAGUGUGAUCCAGAAGAAAAUUAAAAUCCCCAAACUCUCUCUCAAUCACAUAGAAGAAGCUGGGGAGGUUACAGAUUAUGGGGAAGAAGAUGUGGAGCUUAGACACAGUAAGAGACAAGACGGAAGGAAACAAAGUGAAGGUACACACAAAAGCAUUGAAGCAGUUGUUGCUCGUCUAGAAAAGCAAAAUGGGAUGAGUCUCAGUAGUAAUUCCAGCCCUGAGGAAACCUUUAUGGAGACUUCGGAAGGCAUUAACAACAUGGACGAUGCUGUGGUUCCUCGGGUUCUUUAUGAAGAAUUGCUGAGGAAUUACCAACAGCAACAAGAAGAAAUGAGACAUAUUCAGCAAGAACUUGAGAGAACUCGGAGACAGCUUGUGCAACAGGCAAAAAAGCUAAAGGAAUAUGGGGCAUUAGUGUCAGAAAUGAAAGAGCUCAGAGACUUGAACAGGAGACUUCAGGAUGUGCUGCUUCUGAGAUUAGGCAGUGGUCCUGCCAUUGAGCUUGAAAAAGGAAAACCAGAAUCAAUUGAGCCUGAGCCUGAGAUACAGAAAACAUUCAGUGAGGAAGCAAAUACAUCAACAUACUAUCCUGCCCCCGUUCCAGUAAUGGACAAGUAUAUUCUUGAGAACGGAAAGGUCCAUCUUGGCAGUGGAAUCUGGGUAGAUGAAGAGAAAUGGCACCAGCUGCAAGUAACACAAGGAGAUUCAAAGUAUACAAAAAACCUAGCGGUAAUGAUUUGGGGAACAGAUGUUCUCAAGAACAGAAGCGUCACAGGAGUUGCAACCAAAAAAAAGAAAGAUGCAGUUCCCAAGCCACCUCUCUCACCUCACAAAUUAAGCAUUGUCAGAGAAUGUUUGUAUGACAGAAUAGCACAAGAAACUGGGGAUGAAACUGAAAUUGCACAGAGACUCUCCAAAGUCAACAAGUACAUCUGUGAAAAAAUCAUGGAUAUCAAUAAAUCAUGUAAAAAUGAAGAAAGGAGGGAAGCAAAGUACAAUUUGCAAUAAAUUUUGGAUUUUUAAUAAAGUCUUAGUGUUUUACUUA